AUCACGUGACCAAACGCCCUCCCAUCAAUAACAAAAUGUGACAGCUAGAAGAGAAUGGUGAACCUAGAGAAUUUACAAGUUGAGGUCAUUUGUAUUUAAUCACAGUCUAAGUUUGUGGUUAUAAACCUGGUGUUAUAACGGCCUGUGCAGAGAGAAUAACAUGUGAAUUUGGAAAGUGUUGUUGUCUCACCUGUGGGCUUUGUCGUAUUUUUGGCUGGUUCAAGUGGUUGCGUGUAAAAUGUGAACGUGUCGCAGCAGUGCAUGGUUUGUAGAAUAUAUCCCAAUUCGGAUGAACUUGAUAUUGAAGUAUGACCUUAAUAUCAAACUACAACACUGUAAAUCCAUGUUAGAGUCGGGGUGGAGCAUGUGUGUUUACUUCUGAGACGAGAAUAACGGGUUUGAAAAACUAUAACUUAUAAAUCGAAGACUGGUAAAAAGUAAACAUGGCAAACGGAACCGGAAAUAUCCGCUUUACCAAUAGCACUUUGGAACCUACCGACCAUGUUCACUAUUCUGUAGGAAUGGCCGCAUUCGGAAUCAUUUUAGCUAUCUGGAUAAUCUUUGUCAAUGGAGCCCUUAUUAUUGGUGUUCUUUCCAGCAAAGAAAGAAGAAAUAACAACUUCAUGUUGCACAUUAUCAAUAUUGCGGUGGCAGACAUUUUUGUAGGAAUAUUGGUGCUUCCAAUCUUGGCUGAUUAUUUGUUGGCUGGUUCAUGGAAAUUAGGCGCCGAAGCCUGCCAAUUCUGGGUCAUCACUGAUAUUCUCAUGUGUACCGUGUCUAUCAUUGCUAUCGUUAUGGUCAGUUAUGAUCGGUUUAUAUACCUUGUCUGGCCGAAGUUUUAUACUUCCGGUUGGAAGCAGUAUAUAUUAGGAUCUGUGAUGAUCCUUAUUCCCUGGGUUGUUGGACUUGGACUCGUUCUCCCUUUGUGGCUAAAUGGACAAUCGUUACACCAAGAAAAUGAUUGUCUUGUCAUCUUAAACCGUGAUUUUAAAAUAGUAUCCUGCUUCGUUAGCUUCUUUGUCCCCGCCUUCUUUGCGAUCUGCUUGAACUUCUCGGUUCUACUAAUGCUAUGUGUCCUGAGAAGAAGGUGGCAAGAGAGAUAUGUCCCAACAGCCAAACGACCAGCUCGUCAAAUUUUAACCGUUGCUUUAGUCAGCCUUGUUUUUGUUGUGAUGUGGUUACCAUUUUUUGUUUUGAUGAUGCUCCAAGCUGUGGAUGUCGACGAGGGGAUAUCCGGUAGAAUGCUAGAACUAUCAAUAUGGCUUGGGUAUUUGAAUUCAGGAGUAACUCCAGUACUAUGGUUAAUAUAUCCAUUGGUUAGAGAAAGUUAUUUGGAUCUCGUCUGUUGUAGAAAGAAACCAGAAAAGAGACCAGACGACACGAGGCUUUCGAUGAUUGAAGACCUCAAUGACGAUACUGAAAUGAGAGAAAUUAAUUAAUAUAUUUCUAAAUCAAAAAAGACAUUUUGUUAGGAUCUGGUGGUUUGCCGAUUUGAUCCGAGCAGUGCUCAAAAGUAUGGGUUGGUAAAAUGUGGUUUGCCGUCAAAAGAAGUAGGCAACUAAUCUUGUCGACCAAUGAAGUUCAAAGGUUAGGGUUAACCGAUGCUGUGAACUGCAUUUAUGGUAUUCCAGGGCUAGAGUUAACUGGUUGUGUGGACCAAAGAAUUCGAGUGUAAGGGUUAGGUUCUUCGAGGGGUUCUAGAAGACGUUUUAUGGUAUUUUGUACCAACCACCCAAUUAUACGCCAUUCGUGUUGAAACGUAUCUGAAUUGUUGAUGUAUAGUGGAUUGCUUGGGUUUAUAGUCUCUUCUAAAGUUUGACCAUAAUUUUAACAAGAUUAGCAAUGCCAUUAAUGUAAAUCGUGUUAAUUUAGUCAUGUAAUUGGAUGAAUUUGAUUCUGGCUUUUAGGAUUUAGUUAAAAUAACAGAACAAGAUAUUUAAAUAUUUGUAUAAUAUAAAGACUAGUCAUUAACGUAUUUAGUUUUUAAAAAAUGUUUUAAAUGAAUACUGUAGGCAGUAAUGGACUCUAGCCAAAAUGUAAUUUCUAAUCAUUUAGUAAUCUAGUCGCUUAUGUUGCUAGCUUUAACAUAAUCUAGGUGCAUGUUAAAAGAUAACGGUUAAUACCAGAUGAGGGUAUUAAAGUCUCAAAUCAAACCCUGCAGACAAAGUUUCUAGCUUACAAUACGAUAGAUUCUGAGGUAUGAGCCAUAGGGACUUGUUAACCGGCAAUAUUGUGCUCGGCCAACCAAUCAAUCUAUGUUUGAACCAGCGCAAGUCUUAGUGUAACAAUAUAUCAUGAGACUGAGCUUUUGUCUAAAUGAAGAAAUUUAUAAUAGAUCGAACCUGGGCUUAAUUUCAUAAUGUAUAUUGAUUGUACUGGUAGAAAUGGUCUGAUAUUUUGCUGCAAAGUAAUUAUUUUUCAUGUGAUAUUGAUGAUAUGUAUUAUAUAUAAUAAUAAAAUACGGUAUAUACUUA
This is a messenger RNA of Patella vulgata (common limpet), 2474 nucleotides long. RefSeq names its product 5-hydroxytryptamine receptor 1D. Gene Ontology annotation, cellular component: membrane. Gene Ontology annotation, biological process: adenylate cyclase-activating adrenergic receptor signaling pathway. Gene Ontology annotation, molecular function: G protein-coupled receptor activity; dopamine neurotransmitter receptor activity, coupled via Gi/Go. The record is from RefSeq and is a predicted model, not a curated record. NCBI's taxonomy places the organism in Eukaryota, Metazoa, Mollusca, Gastropoda, Patellidae. The coding region runs from base 444 to 1439 and encodes 331 amino acids. The transcript is spliced from 2 exons.